GGACAAAAAUUCUAUACAUCGAUAUGAUGCUGCUUGCCCCCAGCGAGAGCUACCCUGUGAUUAACACAACCCUUCGGACGAGAUCCGGGGAAGUGGCUCGAACCAUUGACAUUUUGUCUUGCUACCUUUUUCAACCUUUACCCCCCGUCUGAUCGCUGCAGACCGGGUCAUACGAGUCAGGUUUCAGCCUUGGAGGUGUUUCCAAGUUGCCAGUAUUACCCGAACCUCUUUUAAGUACAGCUUGAGCCUCGCGUAUGAAGAUUUUCGCUUCAAGCUUCAAAAUCAGAUUCCAGGCACGCGUGCGAGUGAAUAAACCAUAAGAUGGAAAAGAAAGUCACCAUCCAGGAGACAUCACUAACGAGGAAGCGUGAGUCCCUCGCAGACAAAACUCCCAGAGACCUUUGGAAAGACGACCGACUCAACACGAUCACGCCAACAAGUGGUCUGGACCUGCUCAUACGCCAGGCAGUCGCACGCAACAGCAGCAGCGCCGCCGCAUUUUACUUCUUUGAUGAAGAUGGAAAACCCAUAUCUCCCCCCGCCUCUCCCCUGCGGCGGUCCAUACAGCCCCUAGAGAACAUGGCAGACCGCAUGCGACAGAAACGCAGAUCGUGGUACGACCCGGACGACGAUGAUCAUGACCGCCCAGCCGCCGAGUCGCGCCUCCUGGCUCUGCCCACCGAGCUGCAGUUCUGCGUGAUAACAUACCUAGGACUGAGCGAUAUCGAGCGCCUCAGACGCACGUCUCGGUAUUACCGGUUCUUACUCAGUCCAGAGUAUGUGCGCGCGCUCUUUGGCGGCCAGCAGGGCCUCGCGAGCCAGCUCACGGGUCAUUGUCAGCGGUGUCUCGAGACGCCCGGGCGCAGCUCCCUGAUUCUGCAGCUGCAGCAGCAGCAGCAGCAGCCAAAUGGGGCUCCACUGAGUAGCAAGUGUUUCCAGUGUAGCGUGCAUGAGCGCGAGCUCAAGAUCGGGGUAAGCGUUCCGCUGGCGAAUGCGCAAAAGGCCUGGGUGUGUAGGUGGUGCGGGUGGCCGGUGGCCGGACCGCACAGCUGGGCAAAUGAGCAAUUCCAUGUCCAGUGUUAUGACGGGUAUUAUAGAGUGCUGUGGGCAUUUCUGUGUCUGGGUUUUGCGCAGUUCGCCGUGGGUGUGGUGGCCGCGGCGUUGAGCCUAGUAUAUUAUAGGGAAGAGUUGGUCGUGCUUGCUCCUUCUGUAGUAAACCUCGUCUUAUUAUGGGUCUGCAUGGCCUUUCUUAUGCUCAGAGGUAACCGAGUGCGUACCUAUCAUUGGGUCGGCAUCGUGGAGUUUAUCAUCAUGGGUCUUUGGAUCCCACCCAUAUAUGGGGUCGCAAAAGAACUGAGGAUGCAUUCCGAUGGGAAGGUCCAUGCAAGCUCGGUGGCUACACUGGCAUUAUUCGCGAUAAACAUGCUUUUCCGGCUGUUCAAUGUGGUUGGAAAUGUCAUUCUGGCUUUCGAGUAUGACAUGACCAGACAUCAUGCGCCACAGGUCACUCUGCAACGCCGGUUGUUGAAUUUAUUAAUGACGGGCUUGAUCUACUGGACAUAUCCACAAUGCGUUGAACAAAGAUAUCCGCCAGAUUUUAACUGACUCCAUAGGCGAAGCCUUCAAGCAAAGC
Molecule: messenger RNA, 1633 nt
Organism: Truncatella angustata
Lineage: Eukaryota; Fungi; Ascomycota; Sordariomycetes; Amphisphaeriales; Sporocadaceae
Exons: 4
Coding region: 322-1605 (427 amino acids)
Molecular function (GO): protein binding
Source: RefSeq, a predicted model, not a curated record